CCUCUCGCAACCCACGUGAAUUCUCUUCUCUUGACAACAACAUGUGUUGCAACUACGGCAGCUCCUGUGGCUAUGGCUGUGGAUAUGGCCCCUAUUAUGGCUGUGGUUAUGGAACAGGCUAUGGCUGUGGCUAUGGUAGGGGAUGUGGCUGUGGAUAUGGCUCCUGGUAUGGCUGUGGCUCUGGCUGUGGAUAUGGCUCAGGUUACGGCUGUGGCUAUGGCUCCUGCUGUGGCUAUGGCACCAGAUAUGGCUGUGGCUGUGGCUAUGGCUCUGGUUGCUGUGGCUACCGGCCAUUUUGCUAUAGAAGAUGUUAUUCUUCUUGCUGCUAGAACAUCACUGUCCAAGCCACAUUUGCUUCUGAAAUGACACACCUUAAUAGAGGGCUGAGUCAAGGAUCCAUACCCCAAGAUUUCUGUAUCCAAGAAAUUGUAUGCUUCACAGAGGCUUUAACCACUGGUCAGCUAUUGUAGGAUGGCAUCUUGAGGCUGUAUAGUAUCAUCUUACUUUUUUUCAUAUAUUGGUCUUUACUUCCUUAAUCUGGAUUCUGCAUUGUGACCGUGGCAACAAU
Messenger RNA from Herpailurus yagouaroundi (jaguarundi), 568 nucleotides. RefSeq names its product keratin-associated protein 6-2-like. The coding region runs from base 42 to 329 and encodes 95 amino acids. The record is from RefSeq and is a predicted model, not a curated record. The transcript has a single exon. Lineage: Eukaryota; Metazoa; Chordata; Mammalia; Carnivora; Felidae.